AAAGUAAAUAUGCUUUGGGGCCGUCGUGUAUUAGCGGCGUGUACGCCUGAGACGUAAAAUCCGGGCAUGAAAUCUGCUCAAGAAAAUGACAUCUUUGGUUUACCUUUCGCUUUGAGCUAUAUUUUGAAUGUGUAUAGUGACUUUGGUAAUGAUAUUACAAGUAUUUUUUAUGAAAUCAUUAUAAAAGUAUCAAUUGACUAGCAAAGUUAGACCCAUUUUUCUCCUCUCGCGCUCCGCGCUCGCGGCUACCAUAGCAUGGACUGGAUGUUGCUCUUUUUUGUAAAAAAAGGUCUGAAUUUUCGGAAACGUUUAAUUGUAUUUUUGCAAUAAAUACACCCUUUGAUUUCUAAAACAGACAUAGCCAUAAGUAUGUGGUUGACUAGAGUACUAUUGGGCCAUCGCUUUCGGAGUGCAAAGGUUCCUGGUGUGCAAUUUAUAGGCAAACAUCGCCGUUUCAGACCCAUCACCAAAUACAUGAUCAGAAAUCUUGAAGAAAGACUGGCAGUGGAGGAAGAGAAUGCUAAACAUUUAAGUCGACCAUUCCUUACAAAGGAAGAGGAAUACUGUCAUGCUCAGGAAAGACGAGCCAGACUAAAGGAGGAAUUCAAAACAGUCCGACAUUUCAGCAAAGCACCCCCUAACCAAUACAUUGAUGAUCAUUUAGCUCAUCUAAGAGUAUCAAAGAAAUGGGAAUGACCAAAGGAGUCAUAUUAUGAGAACUGCUUGAAAGUAACUCUUGAACUUUGAGACAUGUUUGCUUGAUGCCACUGUAGAACAAUGGAUGUAUGCAAGUUGUCAAGUACACAUUUAAUGAUGUGACAUUAAACUUGAGUUAUCAUCUGUAUACUUCAGCUUCUGCUAUGAGAAUAUACUUGCAGUCAUUUGGGUUACUAAUUAGGACUGACAUUCUUAGGAUUCUUACAUUGUACUUCUAUCUUGUAAGAUACAUGUCAUCUGAGUAAAUCAAUUUUUUUUAAGUAUCCCGCCACAUCCUGUUUGGAGGUGGCCUCUUGUAGUUUUUAUUUUAUUUUAUUUCAUUUUUUUGAGGGGGGGGGGGUAAACACUCUCAAAUGAAAAUUUUCAAGGAAAAAUGAUUUUUAAUAAUUUUAAAAGUUCAACUGGUGUCUUUAAAAAAAAAGGCCUGGUCUACCAUUUUGAGAGAAAAAAGGCCCUUCUCCUUCCCUUCAAAAGCAUGAAGCUCUUAUCAGAAAUCUCUAAACACCCUAUAAAAUGCAGCAUAAUUGAUACAUUGUAGGUGGUGAGGGAUGUGCAUUUGAAGGAAUACAAACUUUUGCAUCAAUACAAAGUAAGAGCCUACCUGUAUAUCACUAUCAUGAGAGGAUUCCAUUUAUUUUUGUCAGAAAAUGAUAUGACAUUUGAAGCAUUUUAAAGAAAUAAAUAUUAUCAAUGGUGUACUAAAAUGACAUAGAGGAAAACACAACAUGUCAGCUAAAUGCAUUAUAUCAACUGGAUGCCUGCAUGAUGACAUAUGUCAGAGGUCACUCAGAGAUAAGGUUUUCACUUCUAUGAGAUCAUGGAAGUAAUUGGAAAUAAAAUGCAUAUGAUGAUGGUGUUUUGUAAUCUAUUACAUGUAGUUUGUUUUACAUUUUUUCAUUCAUCUCUCAAGAUUCAUUGAAAAUAAUUUGCAUAGUUACAGUAUAAUCCACUCCUACAAAAAGUAGAGUCGAACAAAUAGAGAAAAAAAUCGAACAUGUAUAACUUAAGAAAUUGUCAUCAAAAUUUGAUGUGGAAUUAGAAAGGUGUGACAUUUUGCUUUAUUCUCUUAUUAUAUGCACAUCGUGGAAUGUAUGCAAACCAUGGAGUCAAUGAUGUCCACACACCAACCCAUAAACAAGACUUUUGUAGUUCAUGUAUUUUAAUUGAUUUGUAGGCUUUUGUGAUAUAGCUCUUCCUUGAUUCACAAACUGAAUAUUAAUAUUACAUGAGGGAUCAAUCAAGCAAAGUUUUACAUUAUUGGAGAAAAUUGAAAUAUUUGUUAUUUGAGUUAAAAUACAAAAGAUAUAGUAUGUGUGUGACAUCACAUGCAUCCACACUUACAUACUAGUAAUACCAUCAAUAUAUUAAUGUUUUUGGCCAAUAUCCUUACUUUCUUAUUUUUAUGAUUAUUUUACAUCUGAUUUUGAUGAAACUUUCAGUGUUACGAUUUAUUUUGUUUUCUCAAUUUAUUGAACUAAUCUUUUUGUUUGUUGGGGUGGGUUGUCUUGGCAUCUGAUAACUAUAAUAAAUGUAUGACUAUAACAUGAUCAUGGUAGCAUAAACAGGUAAAUCCAACCUAAGUUAAAGGUAUUCAUAAGAUUUCUUCUGAGUAGGGUUUUUUUAUUGCUACCAGUCUCAGCAGACUUCUAAAGGCAAGUGUGUCUCUAUUGGAGCAUAGUGGAUGAUAUAACAAUAAGUACACAUUCAAACAAUUUCUAAAUUUAUUGCAAUGCUACAUUUUAUUAUAUUAUAUACACACAUAAUAUAUCACACAAAUUGAUUAUAACUUGUAUAAAAAAUCUCUAGAACACUUGUUGUAUAUAUUACAUAAACUUGAUAAAAGACAACUCUCUAUUAUAUAUCAUAACAUUUUAUCCCCUUUUGCACAUCCUCUACACAUGUUAGUACCAUAGGCACCUAGUCUAACUAAGUUAAAUGAUUGUAUAAUAUUAUUUACAAUUCAAGUCUUGAUCACACACAAAAUAGUGACUCCCUUUUCUUUAACGACACUUCGGGAAAUGGACCCAUACUCUGGUUUAGUGUGGCCUGAAGAUAUGGCUUCAUUAUGGAGUCGUAUGUGAAGUUAUUGUAGAAGUCUAGAAUAUGAACAAAUUAGGUAUUCGCAAUAAUAAAAUUGGAAAA
This is a messenger RNA of Lytechinus pictus (painted urchin), 2859 nucleotides long. RefSeq names its product large ribosomal subunit protein mL63-like. Gene Ontology annotation, biological process: mitochondrial translation. The coding region runs from base 370 to 696 and encodes 108 amino acids. The transcript is spliced from 3 exons. The record is from RefSeq and is a predicted model, not a curated record. Gene Ontology annotation, molecular function: structural constituent of ribosome. NCBI's taxonomy places the organism in Eukaryota, Metazoa, Echinodermata, Echinoidea, Temnopleuroida, Toxopneustidae. Gene Ontology annotation, cellular component: mitochondrial ribosome.